This is a messenger RNA of Populus euphratica (Euphrates poplar), 1520 nucleotides long. RefSeq names its product zinc finger CCCH domain-containing protein 2-like. The record is from RefSeq and is a predicted model, not a curated record. Lineage: Eukaryota; Viridiplantae; Streptophyta; Magnoliopsida; Malpighiales; Salicaceae. The coding region runs from base 131 to 1279 and encodes 382 amino acids. Gene Ontology annotation, molecular function: metal ion binding. The transcript has a single exon.
CAUCCUUCAAUUAUGUAUCUCCCUAUAUAUCUUGCCCCACCAUUUGUUUCCUUCUCCCUCAACGUCUCCUCCUUCAUAAUUCAUCUACACCUAUACACUACUACAGUACUCCUAUAGUCCCAUCACAAAAAUGGGCACGAUUUCUGCUGAGCAACACAAGCUCUACCCCUCUCGCCAAAUUCUUUCUCCCAAGAAACUCUUCAGAGAUCUUGAAAUUCCACCAAGAACACUCCUUACAAGGAAGACCCAUCAAGAAACCCUGGACGUGUCCCCAUAUGAGACUAAUCUCCAAGAAUUCCUUCCGUACAAUGACUACAACAAUGAAAUAGAUAUUGAUGACGAGUUAGAUCCAUACUCUUCUGAUCAUUUCCGCAUGUAUGAGUUCAAAGUUCGUCGCUGUACACGCAGUCGUAGCCAUGACUGGACCGACUGCCCCUUUGCUCAUCCGGGCGAAAAGGCUCGUCGGAGAGACCUUCGUAGGUUUCACUACUCCGGAGCUGUCUGUCCUGAAUUUAUACGUGGAGGGUGUAACCGUGGAGAGAACUGUGAGUUUGCUCAUGGUGUUUUUGAGUGUUGGUUACACCCUUUUCGUUAUCGAACUGAGGCUUGCAAAGAUGGCAGGAAUUGUAAGCGAAAGGUUUGUUUCUUCGCUCACUCGCCUCGCCAGCUUCGCAUUUUGCCUGAGGGUUCUUCACAUAGUAAGACCUUGGGCUCUUCACCAUGUUCAUCUCUCAAUCAUGGCCAUUGUUGUUGUGCUGUUAGCCAUUCUAUGACUUCUUCUCCAACCUCUACUCUCCUUGGCAUGUCCCCCUUGUCGCCGCCAUUGUCACCAUCACUGACACCGUCUCUUUCUCCGGUGAAACACCAAUCCUUAUCUGGGUUUUCGCCGAUUUCUCGAUAUAGCGAAAGGUUAAGCAAAUUUAGGGCUGGAGUUGUGAGUUACGAAGAUGUGUUUACCGAGCUUAUGAGUUCUUUAGAAGCAACGAAUUUCAAUGAAGCAGCUGGUGUUUCUUCACCUAUGUCCUUGUAUCCUAAUCACAAAAGGAAUGUUAACAACACUCCAAGGAAUAUUGAUGUCUGUUUCGAUGGAGAAGAUCAGCCACAGUUCAUUCUUUCACCUUCAACUCCAACCCCUUCAUCAAGUUUUUUCAAUAGAGAUUGCUCAAGCAAUAAGGGAUUAUUCAUCAAUGAUAUUCACAAGAUUAAUGAACACAAUAAUGGUGGUUUGGCUUGUACUCCUGAUCCUGAUCUUGGAUGGGUUAAUGAGCUCUUGAUGUAGAGAUGAUGAUGACGACUUGUACAGACAAGUCAGGCUUGAAGCAUCACAGCCCCAGCCGUAUAUGUGCAACUUUAUAUAUGUGUGGAUUUGGUGUAAAUUGUUGUUACUAUUGUUUUCUCUCUUCAUCGUUCUUGAUUUUCACUUAGAUGAUGAAGAUCAUGCUGUUGUUAAAUAAGUCUUGUAUUUUGAAGUUUCAAUUAAGUACUCUGUUCUUGAAGUUUCAAUUAAAUAAGUCUUGUUA